ACGACUUAUUCAGAAGCGCUUCUUCGGAGAAGCACUUUUCUCACGCGCAUUGGCUCAAGCUUUCUCGGUUUCUCUUGUGCGACACUCUCUCAAACUCAUGCUCUCUCCCUCUCAAUUCUUACACAACAACAACAACAAUUACGAUGCAGAUUCUCUUGGUCUCGAAUUGGUUGGAUUUGGAUUUCGGAACUGAUUCGAAUUGUUAUCGACUUAGGAUUCGAUUCGUGUUGGGGUUCAGAAUCUGUUUGCGCUCGAAAAUUCAACUCAGAGCAGUUUGAGUUAAAGUUACAACAAGCAUAUGAUAUCAUAAAGCUGAGAAUGGAGGAAUGCUUACCGGUUGAAGCGAUGAGAAGAAAAUGCAGCUUUCAAUCUUGCUCACAAGGAUGAGUUCAUCUGAGGAUAAGCCAAUAAACACAAGAGACUUCUGUCAUGUGUACAUUAGAAGAAGAAGAAGAAAUAUAACUGGUGCUUCUGGAAAAGUAGUACGAGAUUUGGAUCUAAACGCUCCCCCACCUGCAGAACCAGCUUCUAUGCCUAAAACUGAUGGCACAUUUGAAAUCGGAGAUGAUACACCUGUCUCUCCUGCUCGCAAUCUCUUCCAACGAGAAGUAAUAAUCCCUCGCAGGAAGCGAAGCACCAUCAACCGCAAGCCACGGCGCUACCCGCGAUGGAGAAUUGUUCAAUCCAAUCAAUGGAACCAAAACCCUGCCACACUAUGGAGGCCAUCAGUCGACGUGGAAGUUACUUGCAAAGAUGAAGGUCGUUGCACUUGUUAGCGGCGCCAAAGAUAGUUUUACGCUAUGAUGAAGUCUUCACUAUGGCCACCAGUUUUUUUUCUUCCUCGACUUCUUAUUGUAAUUCACACUCCAUUUGAUGUUGCAUUAGAUUGUAGUGUUGGCGAAUUUAAUGUCGGGUUGAUGUAAUUCACACUCCAUUUGAUUAUAUAUGGUUUCAACCUAUUUUGACA
Vicia villosa (hairy vetch) is the source of this 967-nucleotide messenger RNA. RefSeq lists its product as uncharacterized. Lineage: Eukaryota; Viridiplantae; Streptophyta; Magnoliopsida; Fabales; Fabaceae. Bases 357 to 776 code for a protein of 139 amino acids. The record is from RefSeq and is a predicted model, not a curated record. The transcript has 5 exons.